Orcinus orca (killer whale) is the source of this 2620-nucleotide messenger RNA. Its product is annotated as zinc finger protein 791-like. NCBI's taxonomy places the organism in Eukaryota, Metazoa, Chordata, Mammalia, Artiodactyla, Delphinidae. The record is from RefSeq and is a predicted model, not a curated record. Gene Ontology annotation, biological process: regulation of immune system process; negative regulation of transcription by RNA polymerase II; regulation of cytokine production.
AUGUCGUUGGAGGGGCCGGUGGCGGGGAGGAGGGCAGGUCUGAAGGCUGCUGGCUACACAGGCCAAGGAGGAGAGAUCAACAAAAGCUCAAAGAAUAUAUUGACUGUCAAUUGCCCCACAGGAAUUACUGGAGGAGUUCUUCAGGCUGUAAGCAAGGGACUCCAGAAGGUAAUUCAUAUCAACAUAAAGAAACAAAAACACUCAUACAGGGGGGCCGCUGGUGGAGGUGGGCGGGGCGACGCACAGCACCCGCAAGAAAGUCGCCACGGACUCCGAUGUCCCAGGGACGAUAUCUGGCGUUCCCCGCCCUUAAUGGUCCCAGUCGUUUCUGCAGUGGUCGUGGGAGGCGUAGGAGGGACUCGGGGAGACCCGGAAAAGCUGGAUAUGGACUCAGUGACCUGUGAGGAUGUGGCUGUGAACUUCACCCUGGAGGAGUGGGCUCUACUGAAUCCUACACAGAAGAAACUCUACAGAGAUGUGAUGCAGGAAACCUUUAGGAAUCUGGCCUCAGUAGGAACAAAAUGGGAUGAUGAUGACAUUGAAGAGCAGUACAAAAACCAGGGGGGAAAACCAAGAAAUCAUACGGUAGUGAGAUUCUCUGAGCGUAAAGACCGUAAUCCAUGUGGAGGAAAUUUCAGCCUUAUUCCACCUCUUGAUCAGAACAAGAAAACUCCUGGAUUAAAACCAUGUGAAUGCAGUGUAUGUGGACAAGUCUUCAUGCAUCAUUCAUCUCUUAAUAGGCACAUGAAAUGUCACAUUGAACACAAACCUCAAGAUUUUAAAAAAUAUGAUCAGAGACUGUAUAAUACAUAUAAAUGUAAGGAAUGUGGGAAAGUUUACAAAUACUACAGUUCCUUACAGAGGCACAAAAGAACUCACACAGGAGAGAAACUGUAUGAAUUCCAGCAAUGUGGAAAAAGUUUCAGUAAUCAUCAAGGUUUCCAAACACAUGAAAGAAUUCACUCUGGAGAGAAGGCCUAUGAAUGUAAGCAAUGGGGUAAAGGUUUACGUUCUCAAAAAGGUUUCCAAAAACAUGGAAGAGAUCACACUGGAGAAAAACCCUGUGAAUGUAAGGCAUGUGAGGAAGCAUUGAUUAACCCCAGUUCUCUUCAAAUACAUGAAAGGAGUCACAGUGGAGAGAAACCAUAUGUGUGUAAAACAUGUUGUAAAGCAUUUAGUAUUCCCAGAUACCUUCGAGAACAUGAAAGAACCCAUACUGGAGAAAAACCCUAUGAAUGUAAAGUAUGUGGGAAAUCCUUUGCUUCCACUUAUGUUCAAGUGCAUGAAAGAGCUCACACUGGACAGAAACCCUAUCAAUGUCAGGAAUGUGGGAAAGCCUUCGUUUGUCCCUCAGGCAUUCGAAGGCACAUGAGACUGCACACUGGCGAGAAAUAUAAAUGUGAAGAAUGUGGGAAAGCAUUCAAUAAUCCCAGUUCUCUUCACAUACACAAAAGGACUCACACUGGAGAGAAACCAUAUAUGUGUAAAACAUGUUCUAAAGCAUUUAGUAUUCCCAGAUAUCUUCGAAAACAUGAGAAAACCCAUACUGGAGAAAAACCCUAUGAAUGUAAAAUAUGUGGGAAAACCUUCAGUUCCACCUAUGUUCAAGUGCAUGAAAGAAUUCACACUGGAGAGAGACCCUAUAAAUGUAAGGAAUGUGGGAAAGCCUACAUAUCUCUCUCAGGCAUUCAAAGACACAUGAGCCUGCACACUGGAGAGAAACCAUAUAAAUGUGUAGAAUGUGGGAAAGCAUUUAUUAUUCCCAGUUUUCUUCAAACACAUGAAAGGACUCACACUGGCGAGAAACCGUGUGUGUGUAAAAUAUGUUCUAAAGCAUUUCGUUUUUCCAGUUCUCUUCAAAAACAUGAAAGAACUCAUACAGAAAAACCCUAUGACUGUAAAAUAUGUGGGAACUUCGCUUCCACUAAUGUUCAAGUGCAUGAAAGAACUCACCCUGGAGAGAAGCCUUAUGAACAGGAAUGUGGGAAAGCCUACAUUUCUGUCUUAGGCAUUCAGAGAUGCAUGCAUACUACAGAGAAACCAUGUAAAUAUGAAGAAUAUGGGAAAACCUUUUCUGAUCUCUCUACUUUGCAAAAGCAUGAAAGGGUUCACUAGAUAAAAAAUAUAGUUUUUAAAGAGCCUAGGAAAGACUUCAGUGGGCCCACAUACUUAUAUGUGAAAACUCCCAUGAGAAACAAAUAUAAAUGUCAGUAACAUGAGGUAACUUGUUGGAAAGUAAUCCAAGAAUAAUGUUUCAGAAAAUUUUCAAUAUAAAAGACUUGUUAUAAAAAUUUAUGAAUAUAUGUGUUUACUAAGGAUCUUUAUGAACGUGCCUUUCUUGAUGUUGGAUUUGUACAAGUUACCCUCAGAAAUGAAUAUUUAGGUGAGGUAAUUCUGGAAGUCAUCUUUUAAUAAUAAUUCAUAAGGUUACAAGGUAGUGAUUUUUCCUUUAAUCAGGUAAUGAUAUUUUCUUUUUCCAUUUUUAAGUCUGUUGGACCUAUGGGUGAUUAAAGUGUAGUUUGUUUUUUUUUUUAACAUCUUUAUUGGAGUAUAAUUGCUUUACAAUGGUGUGUUAGUUUCCGCUUUAUAACAAAGUGAAUCAGCUAUACGUAUACAUAUA